This is a messenger RNA of Lactuca virosa, 912 nucleotides long. NCBI's taxonomy places the organism in Eukaryota, Viridiplantae, Streptophyta, Magnoliopsida, Asterales, Asteraceae. The record is from the annotation of a GenBank genome assembly.
AUGGCUGAAGUGCAACCACCGGUGGAGGGUCAGGUUAAUGGCGGUAGUGGUGGCGUCGUAGGUGGUGGCGGCGGCGGCACUCUUGUGGGUGCCCCGGCAGAAACCGUCCCCGGUCCAACUAAACGACAGCGCAGGCCCAGCGUCAGAUUAGGUGAAAUAGGAGAUCAACACACCUACGAUAACCAUAGAAGAACCAAGCAGCAACAAUGGAGGUAUUCUUCAAAAGAAGCAAAAACUUCAAAAACCAGACAGCUUAUGAACCUAUCUGGCGGAGCCGCUAUGGAAUAUCAAGAAACCCUAGAUAUCGGAGUCGAAGAUAAAGAUGGCGGAAACAAGAGUAAUCACAAUCUAGGUAAUAGUAAUAACAAUAAUCCUCUGGAUUGUGUUGCGAUUGGUAGUUGGAAAGUUAGGGAUUCUGCGAAAUCGAAAAGGGGGUUUUCGAUGACGACAAAACGCGUCAGAUCGAAUUGGGUUUCGAAGACAAACGAUGGAGAUGAGAAAUUCGAAGAGGAAGAUGAUUUCGAUGAUGUUGAUCGAUAUACAGAUUAUGAACGUGAAGGUUCCGGUAGUCAAUUGAAGGAGCCAAGUUUGAAUCUAUCAAUGGAUAACGAAAGAGACUUGCAUUAUGGUAACAGAUCUAGAGAUGGAACCAGGGUUAGGGUUUCAGAUGGUCCUUCUGAUACCGAUGCAAGAAAUUGGAACAAUAACAACCCAGAAAGGAAUGGCGUUAGGGUUUGGUUGAAUCAAUUAGGGUUAGGUCGUUACGCCCCAAUUUUUGAGGUACAUGAGGUUGAUGAUGAGGUUUUACCUCUAUUGACAUUAGAAGAUCUUAAAGAUAUGGGGAUAAAUGCAGUUGGCUCCCGAAGAAAAAUGUUCUGUUCAAUUCAGAAGCUUGGUAAAGGGUUUUCUUGA